Mastomys coucha (southern multimammate mouse) is the source of this 1011-nucleotide messenger RNA. RefSeq names its product ankyrin repeat domain 66 (gene Ankrd66). The coding region runs from base 2 to 580 and encodes 192 amino acids. Lineage: Eukaryota; Metazoa; Chordata; Mammalia; Rodentia; Muridae. The transcript is spliced from 3 exons. Gene Ontology annotation, molecular function: protein binding. The record is from RefSeq and is a predicted model, not a curated record.
CAUGGAAUUGUCAAAAAUAUCAGACAUGACCAAGCUCCACCAGGCUGUGGCUGCAGGGGACUGCAAUUCAGUGAAGAAAAUUUUGAAGAAAGGUCUCUGUGACCCAAACUACAAGGAUGAAGACUGGAAUGACAGGACCCCGCUUCAUUGGGCUGCGAUCAGAGGGCAAAUGGAGGUGAUCCAUCUCCUGAUACAAUAUGGAGCCAGACCCUGCUUGGUAACUGAUGUAGGCUGGACAGCAGCUCACUUUGCAGCUGAGUCAGGCCACCUGAAUGUACUCAAAGCUCUGCACGCACUUCACUCUGCCAUUGACGCUGCUGACUUUUUUGGAGACACACCCAAGAGGAUUGCACAGAUCUACGGUCAGAAAGACUGCGUGGACUUCCUGGAGAUGGCAGAACUGGAAUGCAAGGACCGUCGCCAGAGAGAGCUGUUGCUUGAUGAGCGGGAUCCAGAUUGGGACCUCAAGAAAAGAGAGCUAGAGCUGUCCCUUCCAGCUCCGGAUCAAACCGCCAACAAAAAGAAGAAGAAAAUCCGAGGCUCCACCAGGCUUAUCCAUUCCAACCCCUGGAGGAUAUGAGAAGGGGGAACCCCAGGGCUCAGACUGGAGCCAGACGGAAUACUCAGACAUCUUCCCAGGAUUUGAUUCAGCCACUCUUCCCUAGGCUUCUACAGAAAGUCCAGCCAAUCAUUCAGAAGGAAAGUCUUGCCAGAGUGUUCUCUAUAGGAGCCGAUGUCUCUUUGAUAAAACCCGAUACCCAGAAGCGUGACCAGGAGGGAACACGUAGCCAGCUUGCAUUUUGUUUCCGUGGCUUGCAGUGUCAGCAUGCCCCGCCCCUCGCCCCACUAACACACAUAGUUACAGAAUGUUCAAGAUCAAAGUCAGUGCUCUCCUAAUUAAGUUGAUUAGACUGGGGCAAAAAUGAAAUAAGAAGCUAAACAAAAACAAAAAUCUAAAAACUUCCCAACAUGACUGAUUUAAUCUAUAAAUAAACCUUUUUUUUGUUUGUU